Molecule: messenger RNA, 2920 nt
Organism: Seriola aureovittata
Lineage: Eukaryota; Metazoa; Chordata; Actinopteri; Carangiformes; Carangidae
Product: tRNA-dihydrouridine(20a/20b) synthase [NAD(P)+]-like
Exons: 12
Coding region: 254-1669 (471 amino acids)
Biological process (GO): tRNA processing
Molecular function (GO): flavin adenine dinucleotide binding; tRNA dihydrouridine synthase activity
Source: RefSeq, a predicted model, not a curated record
ACACGCCCACAUUUUUCCCGCAUGGUGGACUGUAGCGUCGUCCUGUAUUGUUGUUCUGAAAUAAACCUGGCUGUAUCUAUGUAUCAGCAUGUGAUAGUGUGGGGUUUUAGGUUGUAUUAUCAGUUUGUCCGCGUCUUUAAAAUAGUGGAAUAGGUGUCAGACGACAGAACCCACUCUUAAACUCUACUCUACUUUUGGAUAUUGAGCUAGUUAGCUUGUUGUGCUAGCUGGCUAGCAGUCUUAUUUGAGAAGAAUGAAGACAUGUAACGGGAACUCCAGUAUUGUGGACAUGUUUGAAAAGGGAAAAGUCCUGAAAAUAUGUGCUCCAAUGGUUCGAUAUUCAAAGCUUGCGUUCAGGUCCUUGGUGAGGAAGUACAACUGUGACAUCUGCUUCACCCCAAUGAUAGUUGCUUCUGACUUCAUGCGAUCCGUCAAAGCCAGAGACAGUGAAUUCACUACCAAUGAGCGUGACCGGCCCCUGAUAGUGCAGUUUGCUGCCCAUGAUGCUCAGACCCUGGCUGAUGCAGCCUGUGUGGUAGCACCUUUCUCAGAUGGAGUUGACCUUAACUGUGGCUGUCCCCAGAGAUGGGCUAUGUCAGCCGGGUAUGGUGCAUGCCUCAUCAACAAGCCUGAACUUGUGAAAGAUAUGGUCAGACAUGUCAGAAACCAAGUGGACAAUCCAAACUAUACAGCGUCCAUCAAAAUAAGAAUUCACAAGGACCUGAGACGUACAGUGGAUCUGUGUCAGAAGGCUGAAUCAGCUGGUGUGUCAUGGAUAACGGUCCAUGGCCGUACAGCAGAAGAACGUCACCAGCCCGUCCAUUAUGAUGCCAUAAAGACAAUCAAAGACAGUUUAUCUGUACCUGUCAUUGCCAAUGGGGACAUAAAGUACCUCCGUGAUGUGGAGUCCACUCACCAGCUUACUGGUAUCGAUGGUAGGCCAUCAACAAAGAUGACAUUGCAAUGGACUGCUGUGGCCCUCUUUCUCUAUGUGGAGAUUGGCAUCCUUGUCAUCCUCUGUUUACCCUUCAUCUCUGCCAGGAGGUGGCAGAGUAUUUUCCAGCUGAGGAUCUGGAGCUUUGUGGCACGGUUCUGGAACAAAGUGUUUCUCACCAUGAUCAUAGUACUUAUCGUUCUCUUCCUUGAUGCUGUCCGUGAAGUGAGGAAGUAUUCACAAAAAGAACUUGGCACAGAUUCCAAGCUGCAGCCGAACAUGUUUGACCACCUGCACAUGAAGCUUUUUAGAGCCCAGAGAAACCUCUAUAUCUCUGGCUUUGCUGUCUUCCUCUGGCUAGUUAUGAAGCGAGUGAUCACCUUGAUUAACCAGCUGGCAGCCAUGUCUGGGACUACAGCUGCUCUUCAGGCACAGGCUGACAACGCUAACCAGACUGCCAAGAAAUACAUGGAGGACAAUGAGCUGCUGAAACAGACUCUGGUGGAAGGGAAGGGUGAAAAGGCCACUUCAGAGGGCAUGGAGCUGUUGAGAAAGGAGGUGGAGGCACUGAAAGAAGAACUUAAGACUGCAGGAGAUGCCCUGAAGAAGUCCCAGUCAGAGGCAGAGGGGAUGAAGAAGCAGACGGAGGGCCUGGCCAGGGAGUACGACAGACUGCUGAAAGAACAUCAGGAACUCCAGAAUCUUCAAGAUAGUGGAAGCAAAAAGGAUGACUAGUUAGUGUAAAAUGUUUAAAAGUUAAAGUGUUUACACAUCAACUCACAAGAGAGCCACUCCAACACAUGCUUUGCCCUCAUAUAUCACCUUGUGUCAACAUGCAUAUCACAAAAUCACGGUUGGCUCCUCAGAAGUACAGAGUUUUGGCUGAUAUCAGUAACAGUUCUAAAGCGUGGAGGUGAACCAAACUGGUUUAAAUUGGAUGAGUAAUAUUUUGUGUUUCCCUGUUUCUGCCUGGCACAGUGUGACUAAGAGGAUUGCUUUUUUUUUUUAAGUUCACACUCUAUCAGGCAGAUUAACUGUGCAAGGUAUUUGGAAAGAAUUCAGUCAGUAAUUGACCCAGGUCUGAUCACAGAGCUCUUGAUAUGUUAAAGAAAUUUUCAACUAGGAUGGGUGUUUGUUUUAUGGCAUUUGUUUCAGCCUGGUGCACAGAGUGGAAGAUUUGCGAAAAGCUGGAGCACUGUAUUACUGUUGCAAACAGCUAUGAAUGUAUUUUGAUACUAAAGAUUUGCUUCUCUAUUUCUGUAUGUAGCAGGGGCAUGUGCUCUUCAAACUUGCAGCUUAAAUACAGUAUGUAAAUGUAGCCUGUGCUUGCAUGGCUGUGCAAAUACAGUUUGCAUGUACAUUUGCACUUAGACAAAUCAUCUUCAUGUUUUCCAGCUGCUGUUCUGUACUGUUCUGUUUUAACAGUAGUAGUUGUGGUGAAUGUUAAUGGUUGGACAGCAUCAGGCAUCCAAGUGUUUUUUUUCUGGUUUCCUUCUUAAUUUUAACAUGUAAAUGUCGAUGAAAAUCUUCCGUUAAAUAUCAAAUAUAAGUAAAACAUAGGGAUGAAAAAAUUUUGAUCUUACUUAGGCUUUUAAUAACAGAUUCUUGUUAAUGGCCACAGAAGUCCACAUUCUUUUAUACGUGCUGCACUGCGUGUUUAUUUUUCUGGUUAGCGCACCAGUUGCACUGGCAGCUGUUCUGUAUGAAAAAGUGCAGUAUGGUUUUUCUUAUAUUUCCAUUAUCCAGACAGAGCGAUGUCACUGUGAAAGAGGAGCUGAGACUUUAAUCACCAGUUAGUUCAAUGUUUCCCACUUCUUCGCGCUAAAGCAGUUCUUGCAUGGGUUUACCACAUUUACUAUUCAGGUCAUAAAACUGCAAGAAUGCCUCUUCAAGUUGUUUUCAUAUAUUUCUGUCAGACAGAAAUCAGAAUGAAGUGCCUUGUGGGUGGAUGCAGUACAUGUUGUUUAAUAAAGAUCUGUUUCUUUA